Monodelphis domestica (gray short-tailed opossum) is the source of this 6357-nucleotide messenger RNA. RefSeq names its product family with sequence similarity 171 member B (gene FAM171B). NCBI's taxonomy places the organism in Eukaryota, Metazoa, Chordata, Mammalia, Didelphimorphia, Didelphidae. The record is from RefSeq and is a predicted model, not a curated record.
UUACUCUCCAUCCUCCCCACAUAGUCCCUCAGAACUAACUUCCAUUCCCAAACCCCGUUGGUCCUCCCCGAGGGCCGCGAGCAGCCCUCUUCCUUCUCUUCCUUUCUCCUCCACCUUCACCCCUUCGUCCGCCCCCGUCACAUGUGCUGAGAGCAGAGAGCGUUCUCUUCCCCUCCUUUCUCCUCCCCUCCCCACUCCUCCCAUUCCCUCCCAGCCACCUCCUCCUCCUCUCCCCGCUCCUCCACGGUGCGUGUGUUUCGGUGUGUGUGCCUGUGUAUGUGAGCGGACGCCCGAGUGUCCACGGGCCAGCGAGGCGGGGGAGCAGGCAGCCCCGCAGCCGCCGCUGCCACUGCCUCCUCCGCUCCGAGAGCUUCUCCUCUGUCGCAAUAUGCCUCCUCUGCCCCCUGGCUUUUCGCCAUGUCGAGGAUUUGCGGGAGCUUUCCCUUCACUCUGCUUCUAGGUCUGGUCGCGGUACUGCUGAAAGGGAGGCUCGUUCCCGCAGCCUCAAGAGCCGAGCCCAGCCGCUCGGACCUAAGCCUGAUUCAGCAGCAACAACAGCGGCAGCAGCAGCAGCAACAACAGCGACAGCAACAGCAGCGAGAGGAAGAGGAGGACGACAGGCCAGAGGUACCAGGAGCAUCCUCUAACCUAUCCAGUUCAGUAUCUCUGUUUUUACUGAAAGUCCAUGUGAAUGAUAUCAUUAGUCGUCAAUACUUGCACCAAGCAGUUGUAGAAGUGUAUGUGAACCACACCAAGACAAAUUCUACAGUAACUGGAAGCAAUGGAGCAGUGUUAAUAAAAGUUCCCUAUAAAUUAGGCGUCAGCUUGACUAUCACAGCUUACAAAGAUGGCUACCUGCUAACACCAUUACCUUGGAAGACCAGAAGAAUGCCAAUAUAUUCAUCAGUGACACUUUCACUGUUCCCUCAAAGUCAAGCUAAUAUAUGGCUAUUUGAAGAUACUGUUUUAGUUACUGGAAAAUCAUCUGAUGCCAAAUCUCAACCAAGCAUACAAUUUCCAAAGGCUUUAAUUAAACUUCCAAGCAGCCAUCAUAUUAGUAAUGUCACUGGCUAUCUUACAGUGCUACAACAGUUUCUGAAAGUAGACAACUUACUUUACACAACAGGAAUUCUUCUAAAUAAAUCAGGUUUUAAAAGCAUUGAAUUGACUCCUCUUGCUGCAAUAUGUGUGAAUAUCUAUUCUGGUGGGAAAGAACUAAAUGUGGAUGGAUCUAUUCAAAUUACUCUCCCCCUCUUGGACCCAAGCACUGUAAAGGCAGGGGAUGCUCUACCUGCUUGGACAUUUGACAUGAAAACUGGUGCUUGGGUGAAUCGUGGCUUAGGAAUGGUCAAGAAAUUUAAUGACCAUUUAGUAUGGACAUAUGUGGCUCCACAUUUAGGAUACUGGAUUGCAGCACCACUUCCUGGAACCAGAGGUUCACUUGUAAGUGAAGUCUCCAAGGACAUAACUGCCUACCACACAGUGUUUUUGACAGCCAUAUUGGGAGGCACAGUCGUCAUUCUCAUUGGCUUUUUUGCUGUUCUUCUUUGUUAUUGCAGGGAUAAGUGUGGUGGAUCACAAAAAAGGGAAAGAAAUGCCACAAAACUUGAGGUCCUUAAGAAGGACCAGACAACAUCAACAAGUCACAUAAACCAUAUAAAUUCAGUGAAAGGUUCACAAAAAACUGAGGAUAGAUUACAAUUGUACCACUCUAAGAAUUCACCAUAUAGUCCUCGCAAAAAGGAUUCUACAAAGUUGGAACCUGAAGACAGAGUAUCUGUGGUGAAAACUCGGGACAGUUUUAAAAUCUACAAUGAAGAAGUUUCAUUUCUGUCAACCAGUCAGAAAAGUCAUUCAAGAAACUCAAGCCAGUCAUUAGAAAAUAAUACUGCAUCUAGACAGGCAAUCCAACUGAAAUAUAGUAAUAGCAAUGUCUCUCCAUCAGGUGAUACUCAAGAAAAAAAUAGAUAUCUUGCAGUAAGUGAAGAGAUGUAUGGGCUUUCUCACAUACCUGAACAACUGAUGCAUAUCUACAGUCAGCCAAUUGCCAUUCUUCAAACAUCUGAUAUUUUUCAUUCUCCAGAACAGUUACAUUCUGCUAAGUCUGCUACUUUGCCAAGAAAGGGACAGGUAGUCUAUGGCCAAUUGAUGGAACCAGUAAACCGAGAAAACUAUACCCAAACAUUACCCAAAAUGCCAAUACAUUCUCAUUUGCAGCCCCCUACCACAAGAGAGGAGAAAAUUACACCUGAAGUUCAACAGAGCUUACCAUCCCAAACUUCAGAUUGGAGUCGAUAUUCUAAUAGUUUAUUAGAAUCAGUCUCUGUUCCAGGGACACUAAAUGAAGCUGUUGUAAUGACUCCAUUUUCAUCUGAACUCCAAGGUAUUUCAGAGCAGACACUAUUAGAACUAUCCAAAGGAAAGCCCUCACCACAUCCCAGAGCCUGGUUUGUUUCUCUGGAUGGAAAGCCAAUUGCUCAAGUGAGGCAUUCCUUUAUAGAUCUGAAAAAGGGGAGAAGAACCCAAAGUAAUGAUACCAGUCUGGACUCUGGAGUGGACAUGAAUGAGCAUCACUCCAAUCGAAAACUUGAGAGGGAGAAAACAUUCAUUAAAAGCAUGCACCAACCCAAGAUCCUUUAUUUAGAAGAUUUAGACCUGAGUAGCAGUGAAAGUGGAACCACUGUUUGUUCCCCUGAAGAUCCAGCUUUAAGGCACAUUCUUGAUGGAGGGAGUGGGACGAUCAUGGAACAGCCUGUGGAAGAGUCACUAAGAAGAAAAAGCACAGCUGAAGAUUUGGAAGCUACUAUGUCCCCUACCAAAAAAAGGGGCAGAACCCCUUUGGCUAAAAAAGAUAGUAAAACUAAUAUCUGGAAAAAGAGAGAGGAGAGGCCACUCAUUCCCUUAAAUUAAUCUAUUAAAACACUUACUCUCCCUGACAGCCAUUGAGCUAUCUUAAAUCUUAUAAAACCUAAUGUGAAUUUUUGUAAAGAGCUGCUGAGGCUGAGCUAUUUCUUAUUAACAGGUAUAGUUCAAGGUAACAAUUGCAGCUAUGAUUUCAUAGGAGUAACAUAUAAAAUGUAUAAUAUUAUUUUGCUACUCAGAGAAAACUACUGAGGAAAGCAUUUGACCAAUUCCAUUUUACUUUCUAAUUGUUUUCCUCCUUUGUUAGUGAUGAGUUUGAGGAAAUUUAUCACAAAAUAUCACAAAAUCACAAAAUAGCCUCAGUGUAUUUAUAUUGCAGGCAUUUUGCUGAUGCUGAAAAAUGUGUGCACCAAAAGUGAUUCCCCAAAUUUUGCCUUUGCUUGGAAUAACUAUCCAUUUGUAACAUUUUAAAGUAUUUCCUUCGGCAAUCAUUGCUUUCUUGUGAAAUGCCUACAGACUUAUCACCUUGUUCUCUACUUGUGCUUGAAAAUAACUUGAUAGAUGUUUUGGACUGAUACUAUUCUAGAGUUUAUAAGUGAAACAGGAUUUUCCUUUAGUGUGAUUAACAGCAUGUAUAGUGUAUCAUUCCUCAAAAUAAUCCCACCCUAACUCACCUAAGUUGGGCCAGUGGUAACUUGGUAGUAUUUGCUUAGUGAGGAAAAUGACCUGUAUUCUGAUAAUUGAUAAUUAUAAUAAUAAUUAGUGAAUUGAGGUAAAAAAUGUCAAGAAAUUUUCUUUUUGUCCAACCUCCCCAGUUUCUAACUUUAUUUUCUUUAAAUAUGUUUAUUUCAUGAACACUAAAAUCACUUAAUGAGUUCCUUCUAAUUCAGUGAUCAUGAGGUCUUGAUCAAUGAAGUUUUUCAUAAACAUCAGAAAUUUACUUAAAAAUUCAUUUAAAAGAAGAAGUUAACCUUUUGAAAUAUUGUGGAAAAGCCAAUUUUUUCAGAGUGAGAUAUUGUGUUUUGGCUAGCAGAAAAAUGAUGCAAUUUUUCAUAUGCUCUAAAAAUAUCUUCUAGAUAUUAUUUAUAAAAAUUCUAGUUAAUAUUCAUAAAAGAUUCUUAUGAAAGUGGAAGAAUUUUCAUCUUGAAUCAUUAAAAGUACCAAAUUCCUUUUUCAAAAUGAAAUUAUCAUUUUAGAAGUAACAUAUCUAUAUGUCUUUCAUCCUUCAGUGCAAUAGAAUGACUUUUAUAGCCAGCCCAAGGAAUUCUUUAAUUUGGCUAUUAGCCAUCAUAAAAUAAGAUGAUCUGUGUUAAAUAUAAUAAAUUAACCUCUUUAUUUUUUCAUUCUUUCAGAAAAUGGAAUAUCUGGAACCCCCUUUUUCUCUAAGACAACAAUGUAACUCAAUUUGCUUUGUUAACUUCCUGACUCUAAGUCACACUAGUUAUAAUUAGAGCAAGUAGAAAAACCUAAUCUAUUAUUGACUGAGUCAUUCAAAAAAUAAUCCUUAGACUCAAAAAAGGAAGGGAAAUAAUUUUUUCCAAGUAAUACUAAAGAAAGAAAUGACAGAUGACACAAACCUGAUGCUUAUAACUAUGAAUGAACUAGACAGUCCAGUACAAUGAAAGAAUAUGGCAGAGUUGACAACGACCUUUAAUAAAAUUAUGUGUUUAAAUAGAAAAAGGUAAUAUUAACUCAUCCCAGAAUGAUACAUUUAUAACUAUGUAUCUCUACUUGUGAAAUGACUUUCUGAUAAUUUUAUUUGAUAUAUUUCUUUGGAGAACUUAUAGCUCUUGACAGACAUUUGGUAUCUGUUUUUAUCAUAGAUAGUAAUUGUUCCAAUCAACUCAAGAGGUGAUUGCUUUGGAUAAUCCUUAUGCUUAAAUUUUAGAAAUGAACUAAGAUCUACAAUUGAUGAUUAUUCAUCAUUUGUCAACCAUAUGGAAAAUGCAUUGAAGUGACUUAAAUAGUCAUAGCAUGGAAAAGGUCAAGGAAUUAAUAUUAUGCUGAAGUGCCUUUAAUACACUUAUACUUUGUCAGAAAAACAGAACAAAAUAUUAAAAGCACACAUUUUUUUUUCUGUUAGCCAAAAUAUCAUCACUCAAAUGGAUAUUUUCCUUUCUUUUUUUUGCUAAUUUUUAAAAAGACAAAAAUCUAAUGUUUCAUGUUGGAACAGUGAAUUUUCCAUGUAGGUAAUAUUUAACUCUCCUUUCUUCUAUUCCCUAUGUUGAUUUUUUUAUUCAUCUAAUAAAUGUUGACAGAUUGUUCAUGUUGGAAUGAAGUUAAAAAUUAUACAGAAAAAAUAUCACCUCUUCAGUCAUUUGAGCAGAAUUAUUUUUUCUUCUUUCAGCCAAAAAGUCUAAUUUCCCAUUUUAGUGACAGAAUGUUGACUCAAAGUAUUUACAUAAGGCUGUGUGGGUGAACUCAACUCAGGGCCUCAGUAUCUUGAAAGGAUCACACUAGGCAGACACUCACUCAGAUUGUUCAUUUGUGUGCAAGGGCAAUGAGGAGAAUUACUCAAGGAUUUUUCUUGAAAGAUUAUCAGUUUUGGAGAUAGGUUUGAAGUGGUUUUUUUGUAUAGUCUGGUCUGAGUUUGAAUAUUGGUGGUUUAUUCUUUCUAAUGAUCUUGGUGGUUUUUUCCUUUUAUUUGAGAACAACUUAUACUUUCCUGUUAAAAAACAAAACAAAAUUAAAAAAAAAAGCCCAAAGCCAUCUACCCUUUCUUACUCCAAGGGACAAAAAGCCAGUCCCAUAUGUGAUACUUAUAACUUUCUUAAAUUUUUGAAUUGAAAAUAUCCAGGAAUUUUUGCAAAUAUAAAAUUGAUUAAUUUUGGUCACAAAUUAUUAACAUUUAUGGAACCUUUGUAUAUACUUAGGAUAUAUCUUUAAAAAGUAAAUUAUUCCUCAAUUAACUGAUGGAUUCAUUUAAUAAGCACAGUAAUAUGUAUUGUUUUGAUACAUAUUAUGAUCUUGAGCCUUUAUAAAAUAUAUUUUUACAACAUUUUUGAAGUUGAAUGGGGGAUUAGGCCCUUUUUUAAAUGCACAGUUAAGGCAUGAAGCUCACCAAAUUCUCAAAAAAAAAUAGUUCCUUCUUGCUUUGGCAAUCAUUUUUAAACCAUUGCGUGUGAUAUAACCCUCUUACAAUAUGACUCAUUAUAACAUAUACUGGAACAUUCCAUGGGUCAAAUAAUGUUCCAUAAAUCAUAAUUGUAUCACAUAGUAAAAACCUAAAAUAACAUGGUUUGGUUUACAGUUAUUUCUAUUCAUUCACACCAAUGUUAUAAAAAAGUUCUCACUGUCCUUCCAUUUCAGACCUGUAUUGAUGUUAUGCAUCCUCCUUUCUAAGUGUUUCUAUCUUUUGUAUUUUUAUCAGAGGUGUCUUUUCACAUUUCAGUAUAUUUAUGAUCAACAAUAUGGUAUUGAUAAAAUGAUAACGCUAAAGAUUUGUAAAAUGUUCAAGCAGUUCAUUAAAAACAAUAAAAUGAUAUGAAAAUAUUA